GAUUUGAACCGAAGAAUAUUUUCUUCGUUUGUUUUAAUGAGAAAUUUGGUAGAAAAUUAAUUUUUGUAAAUGUUGAGGAUCGCUUAUUGGCGGAUAUCAUUUUGUCGCACAGUGACUGCAUUGUGAAUUACAUCCAGCAUGAUUCAUUAUUUAAGAAUUUGGAAGAAGAAAAACUUACGGAGCAGGAAUGUAAGGAAGCUUGGGAAGAUUACGAACGAGAGAAAGUAAAUCCAAGUAGAGGAAUAUAUGGUAAUUUCAUGGAGGAAAGACAAGCAAACAUAGUUCAGUUUCGUGAUCAAGCUAGUGAAGCUUUGCAACCGAUUUUUGCUGAUCCAGUUUAUAUGGCAGCAUUUCAGCUGAGAGCCAUGGAUAGUGAUACAGCUCAGAAAGUCACUUUCAUUAAAAGAAGUUUGGAUGCAUUAUUGCCAAAGAUUCCAGUACAAUUGCGUGGCGGGAUGAACGAAUUUACGACUUAUUUUUUGGCUAUGAUAAACGAAGGGUUAAAAACUGCCGAAAGUGGGGCUUGGUUAUACAGUAAAACAGUUAGCAUUUUCCGGACGGUUGUUUCGAUGGUGAAAAGUGAGCCGCAUUGUGUACCUAUACUUCAGUAUCUUUAUCGUACUGCGCCACAGAUAUUUGAUCCAAAUGAAUCUAGUGCUCUUUAUAUGUAA
Molecule: messenger RNA, 671 nt
Organism: Cercopithifilaria johnstoni
Lineage: Eukaryota; Metazoa; Nematoda; Chromadorea; Rhabditida; Onchocercidae
Source: the annotation of a GenBank genome assembly